Messenger RNA from Sander lucioperca (pikeperch), 2135 nucleotides. It is a transcript of the gene hrh1, whose product is annotated as histamine receptor H1. Gene Ontology annotation, molecular function: G protein-coupled acetylcholine receptor activity. NCBI's taxonomy places the organism in Eukaryota, Metazoa, Chordata, Actinopteri, Perciformes, Percidae. The transcript is spliced from 2 exons. Gene Ontology annotation, biological process: adenylate cyclase-activating adrenergic receptor signaling pathway. Bases 385 to 2013 code for a protein of 542 amino acids. The record is from RefSeq and is a predicted model, not a curated record. Gene Ontology annotation, cellular component: plasma membrane.
GAGAGAGAGAGAGAGAGAGAGAGGCAGGCUUUUUUUUUUGUUGCAAUUCCAACCUCUGUCCUUCACUCCCUUCUGAUUUUCACCCGGAAUACAAGCUGGAAUUAAACGAACUUUCGUGGAAAUUCAUCAUUUGUAUUAACAGUUUGGAUUUAUAUAACAAAUGGACUACAGAUCAAGACAACACUGAUUAACACCUUUAAUUUACUUUACCUUUUUAACAUAAAGGUGCACUGGUCGUUAUGCUGUAAGUGUUGGAUCCAAACUGCGUGUACACCUUCAUCACCUCAUUAAAACCUGUUCCAUACAUGUUAUGGCCGUUUAAAACACACUAUCCCACAAUUUUCCAUGAUAUGACUGGAUCUAGAGGUGACCAUCUCACCUACUAUGAUGGAAACUGGUCUGUCACCUUCCACAGACCCUCUUCACCUCAACACCAACAGCCAUGUCAAUAAUAGCAACAACAGCUGGAGUGGCCUCCUCGAUGCUGACUCACUGAGGAGCAAUCAAACCCUCCAUAACGCCCUGCUGGGGGUCUUUCUCGGACUUCUUUCCCUCCUCACGAUCAUGAUGAAUUUGCUCGUCCUCUACGCCGUGAAGAGAGAGAAGAGCCUCCACACUGUCGGGAACCUCUACAUUGUCAGUCUGUCUGUGGCAGAUCUGAUCGUGGGGACCACAGUUAUGCCUCUAAACCUGGUGUAUUUGUUGGAGGAUGAAUGGAAGCUGGGACGGGCUGUCUGCCAAUUCUGGCUUAUUAUGGACUACGUGGCUAGCACAGCCUCAAUUUUCAGCUUGUUUAUCCUGUGUUUGGAUCGGUACCGCUCUGUCAGACAGCCGCUUAAGUACCUGAAAUAUCGAACGCGGGGAAAAGCCAGUGUGAUGAUUUCUGGAGCCUGGCUGCUGUCGAUGAUGUGGAUUAUUCCAAUUUUAGGAUGGAGGUCUUUCACUCAUGUAGACCUUAAACCUGAGGAGGAGAAUAAGUGUGACACAGAUUUCCGCUUUGUCACAUGGUUCAAGGUCAUUACUGCCGUCUUCAACUUCUAUGUACCUUCAAUAUUGAUGCUGUGGUUUUACACGCACAUCUACUUGGUAGUAAGGCAACAUCUCAGGGACAGAGAGAGGAUCAUUCAUCCGACCGACUCAUUUGGGGAAAAUGAGAAUGGACAAAAUGCCCAAUCGCCUGUGAAAUAUGACUCCAAAUCACCCAAGAGUGAGGGUGAUGUUACAAUGAAACUCUCUAAAAAACAACGCUUGUUGGACCAGAACACUCUAUUUCAGCCAUAUUCCCUUGAGGAUCCCGAUAAAACAAAAACUGCUUCAUCCAGAUCUCACAGAAAAAUUGGUGUAAAGUGCCAGAAGACGUCAUUGCUUGCCAUGACAACAAAACGACUCCGAAUUGCACAAAAGGUCAAAAGGUGCUCGUUGUCUCCUGAGGAGAAGCAGUCAGACAUUGAGAUUCCCCUCAGUCGAUCUUCGGUGCCACAGGACAUGAUUUGCUCAGAGGGUAGUAAUGAGAACAAACUUCAAGCAUCUUCAAAUGAAUGUCACAUCACAGUGCCAAAUUCAGUGAGCGGUGUCUGUGAUAUCAGUCAGGUGUCAGACAUGGAGAGAUACACCUCUUUGCUCUACAACUUUGACCCCAGUCACCCUCUGCCCUGGAAUGAAGAAGGGGUCCAAGAUGCCAAAUUGGACCCAGCUAAUGCAGUGACUCUAAGAAAGACGUGGCAAAGGUUUAUUGACCAAUCACGUCAGCGUAUCCAAAGCCUGAGGAUCCAUAAAGAGCACAAGGCUGCCAAGCAGUUGGGCUUUAUAAUUGCUGCUUUCUUGUUGUGUUGGAUACCAUACUUUAUAGCUUUCAUGGUCAUGGCGUUCUGCAGAGUGUGUGUGCACCAUGACCUGCACAUGUUCACCAUAUGGCUAGGUUACAUUAACUCCACUCUCAACCCUUUUAUAUACCCGCUCUGCAACGGAAACUUCAAACGAGUCUUCAAAAAUAUUCUCAACAUUCGUUUGUGACAGGCAGAGCAAAGAACAAAAUCAUAGGUGUCUAAAUGCUGCUGAUAUAGAUAGAUAGAGGGAAUAUCUGUUGCAUCAAUUAAUUGUCUUGAACAUCCUUGAGUGAGCUUUUUAUGUGCAGA